UGUCUGGGAAACUGAAUUAGGCAUUUCCUCAUUUCUUACACUUGCCAGUAACCAAUCCAGAAUAACACUUAUUCCCAACAAAGAUGAACAAGGAAAUGGGAGGAUCGUAUAGUCUUACUUAAUAAACAGUCUUUGAUCCGCAGCUGAGAUGGUAUCAGGGGAAAGAAGAAGAAGCUAGCUAGCUAGUUAUCUAAUAACAUUGUUGACACCGACUGAGUAGCUAGUAGUCAGUGUGUCAUUUUCGACAUUACCAGCAAACAAUUAAUGUCAAGAGGUUUAUGGGUAUGAACUUCCGGACAGUAAUAGAAUAGGUAACACAAUCAGGGCUGUUGUUUCAUAACCACCUUCUUUUAUUUUACAACUUCCGAAGCUGAUCAGCUGUUGGUAGCUAGCUAAUAUAGUUAGCCUAGCUGUAUAUUUACUGGAUAUUACAGCUAAGCUGUUGGGUAGGCUGUCAGGAUACCUCGGAAUUUGUUUUGUUUUAAUAGCCAGUUAGCAUUAUCUAGCCAAGUCGUUAUUCACAAUGGGGAUCAAGAAAAUUCAUAUCAGUAUAGCGUAUGCCACAUUUGGUAUGCUAGUCGGAUUUUCGGCGUUUCUCGUUUGGAACAUUGUAUAUAAACAACCAUGGACGGGAGCUAUGGGUGGAUUGUCAGGUGUGCUGGCGCUCUGGGCCCUCAUCACACACGUCAUGUACCUGCAGGACUACUGGCGCACUUGGCUGAAGGGGCUCAGGUUCUUCAUUGUCAUCAGCGGCUUCUUCUCCCUGCUGGCUGUGGUGGCCUUCAUCACCUUCCUCUCCCUCGCCAUCACGCAGAAGCAGAGCGUGACUGACCCCAGGAGCCUCUACCUGUCCGCUGUGUGGAGUUUCAUGACACUGAAGUGGGCCUUCCUGCUGGGGCUGUACUCGCACCGAUACCGCAAGGAAUUCGCUGACAUCAGCAUCCUCAGCGACUUCUGAGCGCCCCCUGGUGUGGGCUGAGACACACGGACUGAGGGAGAGCGGGAAGAGGAGGAAGAGGAGGAGGAGGAAGUUGGGACAGUGACAUUGAGUGACUGGGCUUCUGUUCCCACACUCGUACUCUCCAAAGCUGAGAUCUGGAGUCAGGGCAAGACCAUGCUUCUCUUCUUGGAGGACUCUUCCUCCUCUGUUUUUAUUUACGUAGACUUUUUAAGUGAGUGCGCGUGUGUGUGCACACACAUGCGUGUGUGUAUGUGUUUGUUUCUUUGUAUGCGUCAUCACAUGCAUAUAUAUAUAUAUAUAUAUAUAUAUAUAUAUAUAUAUAUAUAUAUAUAUAUAUAUAUAGUCAACAAGAAAACACAGGCAUUAAGGAUGUCUAAUUAACUACAGUAAAUGUACUGGUCCCAAUAAUAACCUUUUCCCCAACAGCCCAACACUACCUGCAGAGUGCUUGCCUCUUUCUAACGACUAAGAGUUCAUGGGAUCCGGAGGAAGCCCAAGAGUGGCUUGUUUUAAGCAGGAUUUUCAAUGGCCUGUUCAUAGAGAGGCUUACAUAUAUGUGGCCCUAUAUAAUGCAGUAGUUUAAUGGAAUCUUUUGUACUAAGGUGAUGUGUGUACAGAGUGUUUUUUUUACUCGAUAAGAAAGGCCCCUUUGAAUAAUAGUCAGAUUAACUUCCUUGUGACACUGGGAAAUAUUCUAAUAUUCUUAAUAGUCUUUCCUGUUGUCACUGGGGUUUAGGUCUCCCUACCUCAUGCAGUCUCAUGUUUUCACCACCGGGGGGAGUUAGCGGAACAUUUUAAACGUCUGUAUCUUGCAUUUCCUGUGCCGUAUGUGUUCAGGUCUUGAGAAAGAGUGCAGUUUCCUGGCCAAAGCAGUGGUCGACACCUGGAACUUCAUCCAUGGCUGCUUGUAAUUGUUUCAUGAGCAUAUAUAUGCACUUUAUUGAUGUGAAUAAAUGAAUGUCGCUUGGGGCCCUUAAUUCAUUUUUAUAUGUUUAUUUUUGACUAAAAGUGACUUCCAGAAAAAUGCUAUAAAUGUACGCGACACAAAUUUUUAUCGCCCCACAAGUUUUCUUCAUCUGUGUGAUGCGCUCUCAAAUGUUUUCUGAAUGUGUCAGAACCGCUACACACUGUUAGCCUAGUGACUUUGUUUGAUCGAUUUAAUGAGUGCAAUAUUUUCAAAAGAGACUGGGGCAACUAUACUACUCUUUUAUUUAUAUAGCGCCUAACACUAGCAUACUCUGCACUGGGAGGCUACCAAGGAAAGGGAGAGAGGAAGAUGGAGUUUUUUUUUUUUUUUAAAUAAAAAAUAAAGGUAAUAAGCAACAAAGGUCGCAAGGUAUGUAACCAAGUUCUGUCGGGUCCACUGAUUCUGUAUCUUUUCAGAUCAGGGUAUUACAGAAGGCAUUAUUUUUGCUAGCAGCCAUUAUUUUCCAUAUUUUAACUCUAGGUAUUUCCAUAGAUGUUUAAGUAUUAGUGCAUGUAUGUUGGCAAUGUUAUUAUUCAAUCAUUUUAAUAUAUUUUAUGCAUUAGCUUGAAGAAUAUAGGUUAGCUUUUAAUCAUGUUUUUAUCAUUUUAUCUGUAGGCCUUUGGUUUUUAAUUAAAUCUGGCUCCCUCUACAUCUGGUCAGUCUCAUUGCUCAAGUCUAAAAUGUGAUAUUGUAAUAAAAUGAACAAUUCCAUUAAAGCAAAACUUGUGUAAAA
This is a messenger RNA of Conger conger (European conger), 2661 nucleotides long. RefSeq names its product solute carrier family 48 member 1a (gene slc48a1a). Gene Ontology annotation, cellular component: plasma membrane; lysosomal membrane. Gene Ontology annotation, biological process: heme transport. The record is from RefSeq and is a predicted model, not a curated record. Bases 524 to 958 code for a protein of 144 amino acids. Lineage: Eukaryota; Metazoa; Chordata; Actinopteri; Anguilliformes; Congridae. The transcript is spliced from 3 exons. Gene Ontology annotation, molecular function: heme binding; heme transmembrane transporter activity.